This is a messenger RNA of Diospyros lotus (date-plum), 1332 nucleotides long. RefSeq names its product probable mediator of RNA polymerase II transcription subunit 19b. Gene Ontology annotation, biological process: positive regulation of transcription by RNA polymerase II. NCBI's taxonomy places the organism in Eukaryota, Viridiplantae, Streptophyta, Magnoliopsida, Ericales, Ebenaceae. The transcript has a single exon. Gene Ontology annotation, molecular function: transcription coregulator activity; transcription factor binding. Bases 27 to 809 code for a protein of 260 amino acids. The record is from RefSeq and is a predicted model, not a curated record. Gene Ontology annotation, cellular component: mediator complex.
UCCACCCCUUUGUUAGACAUUGAUUCAUGGAUCCUGAAGGCAAAAAGUUUGGAAGAGGGCCAAGAGAACUUAUAGGGGCAGUGGAUCUUAUAAGUCACUAUAAAUUGUUGCCUCACCAUGAGUUCUUCUGCAAGAGGUCACUUCCUUUAUUAGUUUCAGACACACACUACCUUCACAAUGUGGUGGGAGACACUGAAAUUAGGAAAGGCGAAGGGAUGCAACUGGAUCAACUCAUUCAAGAAAUAUCUUACUCAAAAGAAACAAAUGCUCGGAUACAGCCUUUUGACUUAGAUGCCCUUGGAGAAGCAUUUCAACUCAAGGAGACUACUCUGGUUGAUCUGCCUCCAGCAGAGAAAGGGAUCCCUACUAUUGUGGGAAAAUCUAAAAACAAGUCCAAAGACAAGGAAAAAAAGCAUAAAAAGCACAAGGACAAAGAUCGGGAGAGGGAUAAAGAACAUAAGAAGCAUAAGUGGCUGCAAGGUGUUGUCAAGGAUCUCCAGCUUGAUCCUACCUCCAGACCCAAUUUCCAAUUGGUGGACAACCACCUCCUCUACAAGGGUAGGUUGUACCUACCAAAGGGCUCUUCUCUCAUUUCUCUGCUAUUACAUGAGGGACAUGAUGGGAAUGUGGGAAGACACUCGGGAUUUUUGAAAACCUACAAGAGGAUUGUAGCUAAUGUAUAUUGGCCGGGAAUGAAGCGAGACAUCCACCGGUAUGUGAGUAAUUGUGUUGUUUGCCAGCAAAACAAAGUGCUAGCCCUAAAGCCCGGAGGGCUCUUGCAGCCCCUUCCUAUCCCAAAUCAAAUUUGAGAUGACAUUGCUAGGGACUUCAUUGAAGGCUUACCAAGGUCGGGCAAAAUGGAUUCUAUUUUGGUGGUGGUGGAUAGACUCAGUAAGUAUGGGCAUUUUAUUGGGCUUAACCACCCUUUUACAGCGGGAGAGGUGGCAGGGAUUUUCAUCAAGGAAGUUGUGAGGCUUCAUGGUUUACCACGAUCCAUUGUAUCCGAUAGGGACAAGAUUUUCAAGAGCAGAUUUUGGGAGGAAUUGUUUCGCCUCCAAGGCACCAAGCUCCACCGCAGCACAGCUUACCAUCCACAAACGGAUGGUCAAACAGAGGUGCUUAAUAGGACCUUGGAAACAUACCUUCCCUGUUUUGCUUCCUCUAAACCUAAAGCUUGGUUUGUGUGGCUGCCUUGGGCUGAACUAUGGUACAACACUUUAUACAACACAACCUCGAGAAUGACACCAUUCCAGGCAGUGUAUAGGUGAGAACCACCAGCAAUAUUGAGGGUUGAAAGGGAAUCCACUCAUGUUUCGGUGGUUGAGCAACAGC